This is a messenger RNA of Anopheles nili, 282 nucleotides long. RefSeq names its product WD repeat-containing protein on Y chromosome. NCBI's taxonomy places the organism in Eukaryota, Metazoa, Arthropoda, Insecta, Diptera, Culicidae. The coding region runs from base 1 to 282 and encodes 93 amino acids. The record is from RefSeq and is a predicted model, not a curated record. The transcript has 2 exons.
AUGUCUGAGCGCGUCCGACGAGCACGCAGCGUCCAGCUAAAGUAUCUGGCCACGCUGCACCAGAUUGGUAAGCCAUUGGAGGAACCGAUCAUCGGGCGACACUUUAAGCUACCGGAACGACCCCGACCGGCCGAACAUCCCGUGUUCGACAUGUCGCUGUUGUACAUUCCGAUCUACUGCCACCUGGUGCUGCAUCCUCCCGGCGAGCUGGAACGUCCACCAACGCCGGAGCUAAUUACGAGGGCACGAAUCGAAAAAGCGGUGGGAAGCUGGAUGGAUUAA